Molecule: messenger RNA, 1964 nt
Organism: Triticum urartu
Lineage: Eukaryota; Viridiplantae; Streptophyta; Magnoliopsida; Poales; Poaceae
Product: T-complex protein 1 subunit zeta 1
Biological process (GO): protein folding
Molecular function (GO): ATP binding; ATP-dependent protein folding chaperone; ATP hydrolysis activity
Source: RefSeq, a predicted model, not a curated record
UGCUUACUUUGCAAGUUCCAAAACCCUACUCCCCUCCGCCUCCCUCCUUCCGGAUCCUUCCUUCCCCCCACACCCUCCCCGCCGUUUCUCCGAUCCGCCGCCGCCAUGUCGAUCCGCAUGCUGAACCAGAACGCGGAGGUGAUGAACAAGUCGGCGGCGCUCGCCAUGAACAUCGGCGCCGCCAAGGGCCUCCAGGACGUCCUCAAGACCAACCUCGGCCCCAAGGGCACCAUCAAGAUGCUCGUGGGUGGAGCUGGUGACAUCAAGCUGACCAAGGACGGGAACACACUCUUGAAAGAAAUGCAAAUCCAGAACCCAACGGCAAUCAUGAUUGCGAGGACAGCGGUGGCGCAGGACGACACGAGUGGUGACGGCACCACAUCCACAGUGCUUUUCAUCGGGGAGCUUAUGAAGAUGUCCGAGCGAUGCAUCGAAGAAGGUACUCAUCCACGGUUUUUGGUUGAUGGCUUUGAGGUUGCCAAGAAAGCAACUCUUGAAUUUCUCGAGACAUUCAAGACAGCAGUCGUUAUCGGUGAUCAACCCGACAGGGAGAUCUUGAAAAUGGUAGCAAGAACAACUCUUAGGACAAAGCUGUAUGAAGGAUUGGCUGAUCAGUUGACUGAUAUUGUUGUGAAUGCGGUCCUAUGCAUCCGCCAAAGUGAUCAACCAAUUGAUCUUUUUAUGGUGGAAAUAAUGCAUAUGCGCCACAAAUUCGAUGUCGACACACGUCUGAUUGAGGGUCUGGUCCUUGACCAUGGUUCUCGGCACCCUGACAUGAAGCGCAGAGCAGAGAAUUGUUACAUCCUGACAGCUAAUGUAUCACUGGAAUACGAGAAAAGUGAAAUCAAUGCAGGGUUCUUCUACUCAAACGCAGAACAAAGAGAAAAGAUGGUUACUGCAGAGAGGCGUCAAGUUGAUGAACGUGUCCAGAAGAUCAUUGAAUUGAAAAAUAAGGUUUGCGCAGGAACUGACAAGAAUUUUGUGGUGAUCAACCAAAAGGGCAUCGAUCCUCCGUCCCUCGAUCUCCUAGCUAGAGCUGGGAUUAUUGCUCUCCGAAGAGCGAAGCGGAGGAACAUGGAGAGACUUGUGCUAGCAUGUGGUGGCGAAGCCAUCAAUUCAGUUGAAGGCAUGACUGAAGAGUGUCUUGGCUGGGCUGGGCUUGUCUAUGAGCAUGUUCUUGGAGAAGAAAAAUACACGUUCGUGGAGAAUGUUAAGAAUCCUCACUCCUGUACUAUAUUGAUCAAAGGACCUAAUGAUCACACCAUUGCACAAAUUAAGGAUGCUGUACGAGAUGGUCUAAGAUCUGUGAAGAACACAGUUGAGGAUGAAGCUGUUGUGCUGGGCGCUGGAGCGUUCGAGAUGGCUGCAAGGAAGCAUCUCAUUGACAAUGUGAAGAAAACUGUUAAAGGACGAGCCCAACUUGGGGUGGGGGCAUUUGCCGAUGCUCUACUCGUUAUCCCCAAGACGCUAGCGGAGAAUUCGGGCUUAGAUACCCAGGACGUUAUUGUCUCUCUUGAGAAUGAGCAUGACCGUGGGCUGACGGUGGGGCUGAACCAUAACACUGGCGAGCCGGUCGACCCUGAGAUGGAAGGCAUCUACGACAACUACUCUGUGAAGCGCCAGAUCGUCAAUUCCGGACCCAUCAUCGCGUCGCAGCUGUUGCUAGUGGAUGAGGUGAUCAGGGCGGGGCGCAACAUGAGGAAACCAACCUAAACCUAGCGCUCGCCCCUUCCAGGCCGAGAAGACUUUUUGUUUGGUUGUUUUUCUCUUUGGUGUGCCGACUGCCGAGUAGCUAGUAGUGAUGUGGUGGGGUGAAUGCUUGACUGGAAGAGAUUGUACUUGUAACAACCCUCGUGACGGUUUGUCGAUGUGUUUCUACGCUCGUGUUUGUAUGCAGAAUGUUUUCGUGUUGGAUCAAGUUGAGCAGCUAUGUAUUUUUUGUGUGCUGGUGGUGAUUGGAUUCU